This is a messenger RNA of Fusarium falciforme, 1413 nucleotides long. RefSeq lists its product as hypothetical. Lineage: Eukaryota; Fungi; Ascomycota; Sordariomycetes; Hypocreales; Nectriaceae. The record is from RefSeq and is a predicted model, not a curated record. The transcript has 3 exons. Bases 1 to 1413 code for a protein of 470 amino acids.
AUGGACCGCCGGCUACCAAACUCGCCUGCGCCCGAUGGACCGACGGACCGGACGCCUUGUCGAGGUCCAGACGCCGUCGGGUGGACUGACAAGGAACUCGACAAGCACAAUGAGCGUUGCGCCAACCUCGACCUUGAAAGCCAAGACAAGGUCACUCGUUGGAUGAGGGACCGAAUCGGUAUCCUUUACUGCGACCUGCUGCCGAACAUCCCCAGUGCCAUCUAUCCAAGUGACAAGCCCGGCAGCUACAUGCAUCUCUACCCCCACACCAUGCCCGAAAGCGAGACCCUGCCCAGUCCAACCACUCCUAGCAGAGCCUCCCCAUUCCGAUCUGGAUUUAGACGGCACCUAUCACCUGAGGAGCGAUAUCUCGACACCCUCGACCGCGAGAAGAGUUUCCACGGCUUACUAAUUAGGAAUGGAGGACGACCCUGGUAUCCCAUUGAGCGCAUCGAAGAGGUCUCGAGAAAACCGACAAAGCACGCCGAGGUUCUGAAGUUCUGGCAAGGGGAGUCGGAAGAGCCGAAACCGGAUGAUUGGGUAGUGUACGAGCGGCAAUGGGAAAGAUGGGAUCAAUUUCGUCGUCACCAGCUGAGCGUGAGGAGUCAACCGGAAACCUUCAGCGAGCAUUCUUCCAGGUGUCAGAAACGCUUGGCCAAGCACUCGUUCGCUGGGUCUCUUCGUCUUGAAAAGAAUCCAUCAGAUCAAACCGAGUUGUCUCAGUGGAUCGAGUAUCUGUGCUUUGAGUAUUUCGAGUACGAAAAGUUCCUCCGGCACAAGCAGUCACAUCAACAGUACAAGGAGGCUUGGAUGAAUCUCGUCAGCACCAAGGUAUUGAAGCCGGACGAGACCCAGGACGACAUCGAAGCCAACGAGUUUGCGGCCGCCUGUGAGAAGGAGAGGACAUCAUUGAGGCAAGCGGUGGAGGUUGCAAGAUCAAAUAUCUUGCUCGCAGAUCGGGACAUGCUGGACCCAAGUGUGAAAGGGCCUACUGCACAACGGAAAUUGUUCGAAGCCCAAGCGGAACUGGACUCGGCGAUCAAGGAAUUCGACGACUUUCAGAUUCGGAAAAGUAUGAUUGAAGAGUACAAGAAGGCGACGGCAACCUACCGGGAAGCCAGGAGCGGAGCAAAGCGCCACGAGAUACUACUGAGAUGGAUACGUGAUCAAAUACCUUUGAUCGAGAAGAAACUGGGAUUGCCAACAUCGACCGAGGAUGGGUUGGACCUUGACGGAGGCGACAACUGGAGCGAGGGGGAGGAUGCAGAUCACCCAUCUCUGCUGCCUGAACAACUGAGAGCAUCCCAAAGAGACGGGAAAAAGCGGACACGCCUCGAAGGUGAUCUGGGAGAGACUUCGGAGGAGGACGGCGGCAGCCCUCCCAAGCGGUCGAAACAGGACGGCGAGGAUUGA